AUGGCAUCGCCCAUGAGGAGCUUGCUCACCGACCCCGCCAGAUACCUCCAGGCUUUCCGCCUCUUCCUCACGAAUUCGACCGAGCACCAGUGCAUGCGGGAGUUCGUGGAGAGGCAGCUGCCGGCUGUGAUAGCGAGUAUUGGAAACGGGAAGUCUACAAUCAAUAUUCUAAGUGUUGGUGGUGGAGCAGGUGAGAUUGACCUGCUGAUCCUGUCAAAACUACACGCCAGAUACCCAGGGGUCACCAUCAACAAUGAUGUGAUAGAGCCAAGUGCUGACCAAAUCUUCAAGUACAAAGAGCGUGUGGCUGAGACAUCAAACCUCGAGAAUGUAAAGUUUACCUGGCAUGAGGAGACAGCUUAUGAAUAUGAAAGUCGAAUGAAUGCAGAAAAGAAGGCUAAAAAAUGGGACUUCAUUCACAUGAUCCAGAUGCUGUAUUAUGAGAAAGACGUCCCAGCAACUAUCCGGUAUUUCCACAGCCUCCUGGAAGCGCAGGCAAAGCUCCUCAUUAUCCUGGUAUCAGAAACCAGCGGCUGGGAAAUGCUGUGGAAGAAGUAUGGGUCUUCCUUCCCUUUAGAUGAUCUCUGCUCUUACGUUUCCUCUGCUGACAUCAAAAGGAUACUGGAUUCAGCUGGGCUGAAGUACCAGCUCUACGAGCUCCCAUCCCACAUGGACAUAACGAGCUGCUUUAUUGAAGGGAACAAGGAUGGGGAGCUGCUGCUGGAUUUCCUGACAGAAACUUGUGAGUUUUCUAAAAAUGCUCCUCCUGAACUAAAGCAUCAGGUAAUGGAAGAUUUAAGAAAGCCUGAAUGCAGUGAAAAAAGAGAUGGGAAGGUGCUUUUUAAUAACAACCUGAGUGUAAUAGUAAUUGAGCCAUGA
This is a messenger RNA of Haliaeetus leucocephalus (bald eagle), 879 nucleotides long. Its product is annotated as histamine N-methyltransferase-like. The record is from RefSeq and is a predicted model, not a curated record. The coding region runs from base 1 to 879 and encodes 292 amino acids. Lineage: Eukaryota; Metazoa; Chordata; Aves; Accipitriformes; Accipitridae. Gene Ontology annotation, molecular function: N-methyltransferase activity. The transcript is spliced from 6 exons.